AUGUCCUUCGAAGCUGGCACCUCGAUGAGCAAUGCCAUCGGGACCAUCGGGCUGGCCCUCUUCAAGUCGCUCGCCCUUCCCGGCAGUCCACUGCAUCCGGCCCAGACUCUCAUGACCGUGUUGGUGUCCGGGUAUUGGCCCUUCGCGACGCGCUCGUCGCGGAACUUCAAUCUGGUCCGGUGGUACGGGGCCGACGCGGUAUUUGAUUACCACGCGCCUCACUGUGUCACAGAUAUCUGGGCGUCGACUAAGAACGGGCUCAAGUAUGUCUUGGACUGCAUCUCCGAGCCCAAGACGAUGGCGUUCUGCUACCAGUGCCUGGGCCGGUUGAGCGGCAAGUAUACUGUGCUGGAACCCUACCCGGCAUUUCUCCAUACACGUCACACGGUCCAGCCGGAUUGGGUGCUGGAGCCGACGCUGCUGGGGAAGCCUAUUGGGUGGGCAGCGCCCUUCGCCCGGAAGGGAUGUCCGGAAACGCGAAGGCUCGCCCUGGAAUGGUUUACGAUUGCCCAGAAGCUCUUGGAUGAGGGUCUCUUGAAGACGCAUUCCAUUCAGUGCAUGGAAGGGGGCUUCGACGGAGUUUUGGCGGAACUGGAGCUCCUGCGUUCAAAGACGGUCUCUGGUAGGAAGCUGGUUUAUUCCGUUUACUUUGAGUAG
Aspergillus alliaceus is the source of this 657-nucleotide messenger RNA. RefSeq lists its product as uncharacterized. The transcript has 2 exons. Gene Ontology annotation, molecular function: oxidoreductase activity, acting on NAD(P)H. Lineage: Eukaryota; Fungi; Ascomycota; Eurotiomycetes; Eurotiales; Aspergillaceae. The record is from RefSeq and is a predicted model, not a curated record. The coding region runs from base 1 to 657 and encodes 218 amino acids.